AAACAUAGAUUGUGUCAUCUUGUAGAUGCUCCAGUUGGUGCAAAAAAGGAUGGCUGAAAAAAAAUUCAAGGGAGCCCCAUUUGGGACACAGGCCGCCAGGUUUGAUGUUUCAGCUGUCCAUCCUGCAAACAAGAGGGUGGGGACUUACACAGAGAUACCCUACUGCAAAAAAAUGACAAGUGAAUCGGAGAGAAACCUUGGGCCAGGCACAUACAAUCCAGACAUCAGUGACUUUGGUCCGAGAGCAAUUCAAGAGCGGACUAAGGGCCCUGGUUGGAGGAGGGCACUAGAGAUGGCCCGCCAGGCGCAGAUGCCUGGACUCCUGUACAGGGAAGCGUGGGAUAACAAACAUCUCCUGAAAGCCAAAGUUGGUCCUGGUACCUACAAGACCACAGACUUCAUUGAAGAACUGAACAAGAAACCAGGCAGCAUCAGAGGUGUCUGUGAUUCCAGGGAGGAGAGAUUUCCAGAAACACGGUGCUGGACUCCUGGCCCUGGGACGUAUGCCAUAGGGGCAAAAGCGGAGAAGAGAGUCAAGUCAGCUGGGACCAGGCCCUCCAUAGUCUUUGGCUCAGGGAUAGAGCGCUUCACAGAGGGGGAAGUGGAGGUUGGACUGAGCCCAGGCACGUACGACAUGAAGGGCUCUAUUGACCUGGUGUUGAACAGCAGCACUGGCAAACGAGGCCCUUAUGACCUCUUCACUGGACCAAGAAACAAACCAAUCUGCUCUGGCUACUUUGCUGCUCCGAAAAUAGUCAAUCUGAACCCAGGGCAGUACACCAAGGAGAUGCCAAGGUUCGGAGAGGACCUGGAGAAGCCAGCGAAGCGAAAGCACGGCGUGUUUGGCACUCUGGAGCAGUAUCCUGCCGUGCCCACUGACAGGAUCUUCCACAGCACCCAGUCCCAUUGCAAGAGGUCUGCAACGAGUCCGGGCCCAGGGUGGUACGAGGUGACCCCAGUAAGUCGCCCAGGGAGUCGUUCUGCCCCGCCCUUCCUCUCCUCUGCUCCGCGGGUCAGCAAGAGAGCAGAGAGGCUGCAGAUGGGUGGCCAACAUAGCGUCAUUGGGCCAGGCAACUACAACAUCCUGGACAAGAACCGGAACAACAUCAGGGGUCACCAGUGUGUCUUCAUCUCUGAAACACAGAGAUAUCUGCACUGCCCCAACAGGGACAAAUACAUACAGGAAAGACUGAGACCUGUCAAUGCCAGGAUGGCAAGAAGAGCUUUCACAGCUACCACAUGAAGCACAUCUGCAAGGCUCUGUGAAGCCUGGCAGGAUUGAGUGCCCUGGACAAAAGACAACAAGAAAUCUGCAUGACUAUUUUGGAAUUACAUAUUUUGCACAGGA
Molecule: messenger RNA, 1348 nt
Organism: Alosa alosa (allis shad)
Lineage: Eukaryota; Metazoa; Chordata; Actinopteri; Clupeiformes; Clupeidae
Product: lymphocyte expansion molecule-like
Exons: 10
Coding region: 26-1243 (405 amino acids)
Source: RefSeq, a predicted model, not a curated record